Molecule: messenger RNA, 642 nt
Organism: Monosiga brevicollis MX1
Lineage: Eukaryota; Choanoflagellata; Craspedida; Salpingoecidae
Exons: 5
Biological process (GO): ribosomal large subunit biogenesis; rRNA processing
Cellular component (GO): nucleolus; preribosome, large subunit precursor; nuclear periphery
Source: RefSeq, a predicted model, not a curated record
CUCGACCCCAACGACGACUUUAAGCGCGAGGAUGCCUUUUACAUGCAAGCCUUUCGUGCCGCGGAAGAGGCUGAGAAGCUUUUGAAAAAGCACGGCAUUGCUAAAACUCGCCCCGCUGAUUACUUUGCAGAAACUGCAAAGUCCGAUGAUCACAUGGAGCGUGUGCGUCAGAAGCUGCUCAAUGAUCAAGCAUCUGCCGAGGCCUCGGAGCGCGCCAAGAAGCAGCGCGAGAUCAAAAAAUACGGCAAGCAGGUCCAAAAAGAAGUUUUGGCCAAGCGCCAAGCCGAGAAGAAGGCCGCCAUCGAGUCGGUCAAGCGCCGUCGCAAAGGCGUGCAGCAGCAAUUGCGUGCUACCGAUGAUGCCUUGGACUUUGAUGUUGAUACCUUCCAUACGGAACGAGAUGAUCAACAACCACACCAAAAGUCCGCAAAGCGUGCCAAAAAGGAUGCCAAGUUUGGCUUUGGUGGCAAAAAGCGUAUGGCUCGCAAGAACACGGCCGAAUCCGCUGCCAGUGGCAAGGGUUUCAGCCAGCGGGCCAACAAGAAACCUUUUGCCGGCACACCUGGUGCACGCCCUGGAACUCGCAAACCUGCCAAGCGCCCCGGCAAGGCGGCUCGCCAAAAAUCCAAGGGCCGCUCCUAA